Molecule: messenger RNA, 1665 nt
Organism: Aspergillus brunneoviolaceus CBS 621.78
Lineage: Eukaryota; Fungi; Ascomycota; Eurotiomycetes; Eurotiales; Aspergillaceae
Exons: 3
Coding region: 1-1665 (554 amino acids)
Molecular function (GO): copper ion binding; oxidoreductase activity
Source: RefSeq, a predicted model, not a curated record
AUGGUGCCCUGGUUACCCUUUUUCCUUCGUGGUGCAACAGCCAUCAGUGCUGCUUGUAACACUAGCGAAGAGAACAGACCUCCCCCGGAUACCGGAGUAACGCGGCAUUACAACUUCACAGUCAUGCGCGACAUAACCGCGCCAGAUGGAUACAGUAAAAGCGCCAUGCUGAUCAACGGCCAAUUCCCGGGGCCAACGAUCGAAGCCAAUUGGGGUGAUACAAUCUCCGUGACCGUGAAUAACAUGAUUACAACCGGAACAGAAGAAGGUCUGGCCAUGCACUGGCAUGGAAUCACGCAGAAAGGAACCCCUUGGGAGGACGGGGUACCUGGCGUCACGCAGUGUCCCAUCGUGCCUCGGUCCAGUUUCACCUACACCUUCCAGGCUGAUCAAUACGGGACUGGCUGGUAUCAUUCCCACUACAGCGCCCAAUUGACCGACGGCGUCUAUGGCCCGGCGAUCAUCCACGGCCCCAACCACGUCAACUACGACUACGACCUCGGACCCAUCAUGAUCUCAGAAUACCACCACCACGACUACUGGUCGAACCUGUUGGAAAUCUUCUCCCGCCCACCAGUGAUCCCGAAUGUGGACAACAACCUGAUCAACGGUCGCGGCAUCUACCACUGCAGCGGCACGGACUGCAGCCCCGGCGCCAGUCCCUCUCGCUUCAGCUUCCAGAGCGGCAAAGUCCACCGUCUCAGGUUGUUGAACACCGGAUCCAACGCCAACCAGAAGAUCAGCAUCGACGGCCAUACGAUGACCGUGAUCGCGAACGACUUCAUCCCCGUCAAGCCCUACAACACGGACGUCGUCACCCUCGACGCCGGACAACGCACCGACGUCCUCGUCAAGGCCACCGGCCGCCCCCGCGAUGCCUACUGGCUGCGAGCCUCCAUCGACAUGGACUGCCUCAACUCAACCGCCACCUACCCCACCGUGACCGCAGCGAUCUACUACGAGGACGCCGACCCAGCCACCUGGCCCAACACCACCAGCACAGCGGUGUGGCACAGCAACAACUGCGCCGGGGACCCCCUCCACCAGACCGUCCCCUACCACCCCCUCCCCCCACCGGGCACCCCCUCCACCACCGACACCAUCGAGAUCAACCUCGCCCAGAACGCCACAGGCCACUACCUCUUCUACAUGAACAACGCGACCUUCCGCGCCAACUACAACGCCCCGCUCCUUCUUCUGGGCCGCACGGGCAACUUCUCCGACCCCUACUACGCCAACGCCAACGCCUACAACUCCGGCGCCAACGCCAGCGUCCGCCUGGUGUUCAGUAACAUUUACCCGAUGCACCACCCGCUCCAUCUGCACGGCCACAACUUCUGGGUCCUGGCCGCGGGCCGCGGCACGUGGGACGGCGUCAUCGUCAACCCUGCCAAUCCGCAGCGCCGGGACACGCAGAUGAUGCAGGCGGGCACCCCCGAGAACCCCGCGUUCGUCGUCCUGGAGUGGGUGCUGGAUAACCCCGGCGUGUGGCCGCUGCAUUGUCAUAUGUCGUACCAUGUUAGCAUGGGGUUGUCGUUAAAUAUCAUUGAGCACCCGGAAAAGAUCCAGCAGCUCAAGAUCCCUUCCUCGCUGGCGAAGACAUGUCAUGAUUGGGCGGUUUUCAGUGGUCAGGAGUUUGUGAAUGAGAUCGAUUCGGGGGUUUGA